AUGUCAAGGCCUGUUGAGAGAAUAGCAGAGAUCAAUGAUGGAAAAGAGCUUUGGAAGAUUGUUGUUAGGAUUCACCACAGAUGGAAUGUUGUCUCCAACAACAAGGAACAUUUUGAAAUGAUCUUUGUUGACAAAUUGGGAGAUGAUAUUCAUGCUGUUGUUCCAGCACCGCAUGUGUCGGUGUUCACCGAAAAAUGCUUAUUAGGGCAUACUUAUAUUGUAUCUAAUUUUAAGGUGGUGCCUUAUGUUCUGGCGUUCAGGGCAUCGGGACACAAAUAUAUGAUAAAGUUUACUGCUGGAACGUCUCCGUGUGAAAUUAAUAAAUUUAUUUCAGAUGUCGUUGGAAUGGUGGAUAGUAUUGGUUAUGCACAGACUGAGUCGGGUGCACAGAAGCAGCAAAUUAGCAUGAUGUUGCGUGACCACAGCAACAACAUGUUGAACUGUACUCUGUGGGAAUCAUACGCGGAUCAGUUCAUCAAGUUUAACAAAGUUAGGGUUGCUGCAUCACUCCCUACAGUUGUGUUGCUUCAGUAUGCCAAAGUGAAGGAAGAAGGAAAGUAUCCUCUGUCUGUGACAAACACCUACAAUGUGACCGUUUUAUGUGUUGAUGCUGAUUUUCCUGUCAUGAAAGACUUUAUUGAUAGAAUGCCUGAGGAGAGCAGGGUAACCCUGUCUGAACAACUUGGAGGGAAUUCCCAAUAUUCCUCCCAAAGUUCUGAAAAUCAACAGCUCACUCCUGUGCAAAAAUUGUUCUCAAAGGCUGUUGUUUUGCCUAUUGCUGAGAUUAUUCAACUUACGGAUGUUACAUUUUGUGCUACUGUCGCUACAACAAAAUUAUUAGUAGCAUCUCCGUUUGGAUGGUAUAAGAUUGAGAUUGAGGUUACUCACGGGGGCAAAAGCUGCAAUUUUGUCUUCUGGAACAGAGAAUGUGAAAUGCUAUUGGGUUUAUCUGCAUCGCAACUUCGUAACACUAUGAUUCAGGCUGGAAUUACUAAUCCAUUGGACUUUCCGUUAGCACUUGAUCAGUUGUUGAAGUUGGAAAUGACUAUGAAGGUUAAGUGGCAUCCACGCUGGAAGAACUGUUCCGUCGUUAUGAUUAUAAAAAAUGAUCCUAUUAUCCAGCAACUUAAGGAAAAAUGGGGAACAGAUGAGGUCAGCUCUAAUAAACUGACAUUUGUUUUAUAA
Molecule: messenger RNA, 1185 nt
Organism: Vicia villosa (hairy vetch)
Lineage: Eukaryota; Viridiplantae; Streptophyta; Magnoliopsida; Fabales; Fabaceae
Exons: 9
Coding region: 1-1185 (394 amino acids)
Source: RefSeq, a predicted model, not a curated record